Molecule: messenger RNA, 4775 nt
Organism: Penaeus monodon (black tiger shrimp)
Lineage: Eukaryota; Metazoa; Arthropoda; Malacostraca; Decapoda; Penaeidae
Exons: 2
Coding region: 1298-4351 (1017 amino acids)
Biological process (GO): sodium ion transmembrane transport
Cellular component (GO): membrane
Molecular function (GO): ligand-gated sodium channel activity
Source: RefSeq, a predicted model, not a curated record
UACUAUUGAUUUAACAUCGAUUACAUCUCCAUUUAACUACAACAACCAAGACCAUAUAUCAUUGCAAAUACCUUGAAAUAUUUAAAUGGAGUAAACCUUUGUAUAAAUCUGCAAUCACAUAUUUCAAAAUCGAUUGUAAUCAGAUGUGCCUCGCUUGUAAUUCUAAAAAUGUCAAUUUAACUUAAUCAUUCUUCAAUAUGAGGAUUUCUGUGGUAUACCAUCCAGAUUUUUUCUAAGUUUUCCGCCUUUGAAAUUUCAUAACGAUUCUAAUAAAUACAUUUACCCUGAUCAAUCUCAUGUUAGAACUUAUACCAAAACCUUAUCUACAUGUCUGAAAUUUUAUUUGGGCAGUUGUAUAACACUGGCCUAGCACGUAUAUACAUAUAGAUAGAUAGAUUUUAUAUGAAAUAUGCGUGUAUUAUAUGAGUGCCUGUCAUUGUGAGGAAAUACAUACUAAUUGCUGGUCCACCAUUAGCAGUUGCGUUGAAGCAUUGGCCUUGUCGAUCGUGCGGACGUGAAUUGUUCAUCAUCUUUCAUGCCAUGGUAAUGGAUCGCUGUCUUGUUACUGGCUUCAAGAACCAUAAGAGUUAAUAAUCAGACCCUCUUUUUCUUAACAAUAUAUCUAACGAGAGAAGAUUCUUUCAGCAAUUGUUAUUGUAACAAGGGGUAUUGGAAACAACGACUGAUAAUGCGCAACUGUAGAGAGUCCGUGCAUGUGGCCUUCUUCUCAUCUUGCACCUUCGACAAGUUUUCUCAAACAGUGUUAUAUGACUGAGCAUUUAGAGUGUAUUGAAAAUUGAUUAUUGGAAUUUUAAUAGCACCAUACGUCUUGAUAUUGAGUGGCCAAUUAUAUUACCGAUGCUUCGAAUGUCCUCGUUUCAAAACUCCUAAAAUAUUCAUUCAUUUUCGUAUAUUUAUGGUACAAUAAUCCUGUGUACCUAGGCCGACCUUCCCUGUAUGUAUAAGUUACUUACAAACCACUUCACUCGCAUUAUAUCUAUCUACUGCAUGUGGUGAAAUUCUCGGGCUUGGACACUCAAAACAAGAUUUGUAUAUCAUCAACUUACAAAUCAGACUCGAGUUUUUUUCUGAAGUCUGUAAACAAGUUGGUCGUCGAUAACCAUUGCAUAAGUGGCUGUAUGUGUGUUUUUGUGUGUGUGUUAUGAAUAAAUGAUUACUGUGGGUAGAGGAACAACUGCACAUGUACGCAGCCAAGAGAGAGAUGACCUGACUAGACCCUCGGCACUUGAGGUCGGUUCACAGAGGAGUCGACCAGCGCUCCCUCUCGAAACUCAGCAUGGAACGGACAUGGAGAUCUCGUGCGACGCCAUCAUGCCACCGCGGGAAAGUCUGGGAGAUCUUGGUGACGGCGAUUGCUGCAGCGCUCUUCGUGUGGCAGGUCGAACUCAACGUCGAGGUCUUCCUUGAUCGCCCCACCGUCUUCUCCGUUAUUAUCAAGGCGGACCCGAACUUCCAGCUCCCCCCCGUCACCGUGUGUCCCCAUCCUGCCUUCGAGCCCUCUGUGCUCAGGCGCCUUGGAGCGAACGUUUCUGGGAAUUACGAGCAGGUCGGGGAGGCUCUUCUUAAACUCGCUGGCCUGAACGACAGCCUGACGGCGGCGCAGCUUUGGCAAGAGGCUCAGUGGAGUUUAGGCCAGAUAGUUAAAAUGGUGAUGUUUGAAAAUGUUUCUGUGAAUUACAAAAAAGACGCAAGUGAGGCUCCGCACUGGCGGAGGUCGUACUCUCCUCUGGGCCCGUGCUUCACCUUCAUUCCUCCGCCGGGUGAAACUAAUGUGAAGAUUGGUCUACACAAUAUACCCAGCGUUGAACGUUGUUCUUGGGUCAAUAAACAGGACCAAUUAGUAAAUUACAAUGGCUUAUCUUCCCAGUGUGAUAAUGUUCUGAAAAAAUGCAAUUCAACUUGUGGCUUCGAGAAUUAUGUGUUAUACAGGAGGUCUGCUCUUAAAGCUGCUUUUGUCUACUUUCACACUAAAUCCGCUUAUGAUGCCUUAGCGCAAAAAAACGUCUUUGAAUUUUCUAACAAGCUCUUUGAAGGAAGCCACAUUUUGAAACGACUCGAAAGCAUGCCAAACCUAAGAUGCCAAACACAACAAAUAGAAAACUCACUCGUAAAGGGGAAUUGCGUGCCUUCCGCUUAUGCUCACAGUGCGUGCCAUCACAAGCACCAGAGGUCCCAAGCACUUCAUAAACUCGGUUGCCUCCCAGUUCGAGCUUCGGCCUUUCAAGACCCCAUCAACAAAACCUGCAGCUCUCCGAGUCUUAUUCAAGAACUGUUUGAGCUCGACAAACAGCUAAAGAGUUGUCCUCAUAGUUGCUUUCAGAGGAGAUGGAAACACGUCAUAUCUGAGGCAUGGGGUCCGGAAUUUAUGGUAGUUUUAGAGGCAUCAACAACAGAUCUGAGGCAAGAGAAGGAGCUGGAAAUAUAUCCAUUAGCUCAGCUCUUCUCUGACAUUGGUGGGAGUUUGGGAUUAUUCCUUGGCAUAUCGAUAUUUCAUGUAUGGAAUCUCGGCGUGCAAAUUGGGUUUACCAACCAAAAGAGGGAUUUCAGCCACGUAGGAAAACUACUGAAAUAUACAGGAAUGUUGACAGCGUGUUUGGCAACGUCUGUUCACUGUCUCCAAGAGCUUAAAAUGUUUAUGUCACAACCAGUGUUAACGUCGGUUUCCUUAGGACCGCUGUCGGGCGAGGCCGACGACCUCAUCGUGGCCCUCGCCCGCCGCCUUGCCAGCCGAGCCCUUGACUGCCGCCCGCAAGAAGCACCGCUCAUGGACUGCCAUAUUCAGUGCUUGUUGGAAGGAUCGACAAAGGAAGUCAUGAGUGCUAUCCCGUUCAUCAACGUUGAUGAUCUGCCGCCUUGCAAGGCUCCAGGUUUCGCGAUCCCGUCCCGUGACUACGUUAUACCAUCGGAGACGCUCAUGGUGACUUCCUCUAGACAUUUUAAUUCGUGCAUCAAGUCGUGUGUAGCAUUGCACGGAACUAGUAACACAAGCAGUUUCGCUAAAUACAUGCGCGUUGACCAGCAUUAUCGCUCUUAUGACCUCGUCCGUCUGAUUUGUAGCAUUGGAGGAAUAAUUGGACUUUACUUCGGGUAUUCUGUUUUUCAGGCAGUAGAUUUAUGUGAUCGCAUCUGGUGUGCGGGGCGUGAAUUGAAUUUCCGUUCAGUCCACAUUAGAAGAUUUCUGAAGUUCUGCAUUUUCUUGUUUGGUUUGGUCGUUGCUUUUCUCAGAAGUCACAGGUUUCUCAUGCAGCAUCAGGUCUCGACGUCCAUCUUCCCCAGCCACAUCGUCCCGCUGGUGGUGACAGUAUGCAGGUGGCCGCCCCUGAGCUUCCCGCAUCUUGCUUCUUACAUGGGCAGCAACAUCACCCUUGACAGUAUUCUUGAAAAACCCUUGGAACGACGUCAAGAGGCAGUCCUUCAGCUUCUCGAAAGCAUAGAAGGGAACUGGCCGGGCUCCUUAGAAGAUGUCUGGCGUGCAGCGGCCUGGAACAUUACGGAUGUGAUCGGAGGUUAUUCGAUACGUUUCAGCGAAGGAUAUUACUUUGACUCCAUCUGUGAUUCUGACUCCGACUGCUCCGAUGUGUGGAAACCGGUCGUAACGCCUCUUAACCGAUGCUUCUCCAUGAACACAACCUACAAGAAUAAGAUGUUCUCUGAGAUGCUCUUGCAGCUCCGUGACGAUAUAGAAAAAAAAGAUGUCUACCACCAUACGCCUCAGGUAUACUUUCUCCUCCACCCUUCGGGCAUCCCUCCUUUAUUGACAGACAUGGUCCCCAAGCAUCCCGCCAUGUCUGAAACUGCCUCCGUAUAUUCGGCGACAUACGAGCCUCUACAAAGAAGCGAAGUGAGGAAUCGUAACACGAAUCUGAAUUACGAGACUUGUGUCCAGCGAUGUGUCGGGGACGGCCUGGGCGGCGCUUUCAAGUGCCGUCUUCCUUACAUUGCCUGGCGGCCCGACUUGCCACUCUGCAACCAAACGCAGUAUUCCUUCAUCCCGCGUCACUUCAAAGGCCUGGAGGACGUUGGCCAGAAGUUCCAUGGCCUCAACACCAGCGCAGAAGAAUUGAGUUCCCUCCUCAAUCUAGAAGGCGACUGUUUCAUCUCCUGCCGACAUCUCCGCAAGACGUUCUACACUCUGAAGACAGAACGCGUGCCCUCCCUUUAUCCGAGCCUGACCGUGCGACCGCUGGCGGACACGCUGCAAACACGGGAGACGGACACCCUCACUUUCGCUCAGUUCAUUAGCGACUUAGGAGGCAUAGCUGGGGCAUCUGUUGGAUUCUCUCUCCUCUUUCUCUUGAGGGAUCUGUUGCCCAGAACCAAACUCUCGUGAUAUAUGUGAUCACUGAAGCUGGAAUGCUACAUUAAUUGCACUGCAUGUUAUGUCGUCAAACCUACCAACGGUUCUAUUAGAUGAUGUUGAAAAGUAGCUUGUUCUCUAUGUAGGAAACGUUUUUGAACCUCGGAUAUAAUUCAUACAUGAUUAGUCUGUAAUACAGGUAUACUCCUACCCUUUUUACAUCCUUUCAGUUAGUAGAUUUUGCUAAUCAAAAUAAGGUAGUUCUUUCAAUCUAUCAUUUGAGCCCCACGUAUGAUUGCCAAAUCCAAAGUAAUCUGAUAGGAAUGAAAUUUCCAUUAUCAAAUAUUCGAGUGAUAUUAACAAAUCGAGACUUCAUUUGUGGCUAUAAUGUGGGUGAAAAGGUAACAAAACUGAUAUUUGUAAUGUAAAAAUUUAUUACCAAUAUACAAAAAGUACA